CCCUGUUUCACCGAGAGAGCACUUGACGCAGGUAAUGAUUUUUUUUCCCCUCAUCUCCUCAGACAGUCAGAGGAUGGAAGGCAAUGCCAUAAAGUGGGUGGGCACAUUUCCUGACCUUAUCCCAAACUAUAAGUGUGGAAACGCUAGUGUCCAUGCGGACUUUUGCGAGACUUAUGCGCGUGCUGAAUAUGCCUCCACCGACAGCAGUGAAAUUACACGUGCUCUUCGCCGUGUCUUUUGCCUGGGCCUACCAUGAAGUACCCAAAUACCGGCACAAGGACCCCGAAACCUCUAAGGUGCUGCUUUGUGACCAGUGCCCACCCGGAACAGCCGUGGAGCGCCACUGCAGCGCGAAGGAGCCCACCAUAUGCGCCCCAUGUCCGGAGAAACGCUUUGCAGAGCAUUGGCACUGGGGAGACAGCUGUCAACACUGCACGUCCGUCUGCAAAGAAAGGCAGAUAGUGAGAAGAGAGUGUAACAGCACCCACGACCGGGUCUGUGAAUGUAUACCAGGGUAUUACCUGGUAGUGGAGUUUUGUGUCCGACACACCGCCUGUCCACCCGGCUAUGGAGUCACCGUGCAGGGGACUCCAGAGAGAGACACUGUAUGUGAGAGGUGUCCUCCGGGUUAUUUCUCCAGCACAUCAUCAUCUACAGAUCCCUGCAUACCCCACAGGGACUGCAGUGAGAUGGGAUUAAAACCCUUCAGAUCAGGCACAGCCACCCAGGACACGCUGUGUGAGGCGGACAGUAAAGAGUCGAGCUUUGACUGCUUCCAUCAGCACAUAGAGUGUAAAAUAGACAUUACGUUAUGCGAGGAAGCAAUAUUUCAGUUUGUGGCGUCUCCUCCGCUGGCCUCCAUCUCCGUGGAACGUCUUUCCGAGAGUCUUCCAGGACGCAAGGUGGACUGGAAGAACGUUGAGAGGCUGAAGAAAAGCUGCAGUCCUCAUCAUCAGACACUGCACCUGCUCCGUCUCUGGAGAGAACAAAAUAAAGACCAAGACAAGCUCUUCAGUAUCAUUCAAGGUGUGAACCACUGCGAGAGGAAAGUAUCCCGCUGUGCCAGUGUUAAAAACCUCACUCUGGAAGACCUGUUGAUGCUGAUGGAUAGUUUACCUGGAGAAAAGGUGAGCGAGGAAGACGUACGAGCUGUGGUCCGCUCCUGUCCUUCACAAAGCUACAUCCUGCAGCUUCUCCACCUGUGGAAGAUGAACAACAGAGGUCAGGACCUGGCCAAGGCUUUAAACAUCAGCCUCCGCAAACUCCGCUCGAAAGGCGCCCGUCGACCCCUCAUGAAAACUCUGAAGAGGAUGAGUCGCAUCAUCAGCGCGUCGUCCUUACACCGCAUGUACGAAAAGAUGAUCGUCAACAUGAUCCAGGACAGCACGUGCUUCAAAACCAAACCCUUGAAUGACUGAUGAUGCCAUAUCAAAAGACGACUGAACGAAGGGUUAUUUAAAUAGAAAGAAGUUGUACAUAUUUUCGCUAAAAGUGGAGAGUUGGGGUUACUGAUUUGUUGUAAAGAUGAUUUCGUUUUUAUAUUGGACUGAAACACUAUAAAAGGCUGAAUCUAUUGAAGCUGUAAAUAAAGGAUGUUGGUUAUGAAUGUAUAUAACAAUGAAGAGCAGUUAUGUUUUAUUUAACUGUAAUUAUAAUGUUGUCAGGGUUGUUUUUUUAUCAAAAUUUGAAAAAGAAAAAAUAUUAUUUAUCAAUUUGUCAAGAAACUGGACUCUAGAACUGCAGUAAAUCAUUUCUCUUUAAUUUAAAUAUAUUUGUGGCUGUUUCAAAUCUAUAUUGAUGUUUACGGUAACACAUUCACAUCUUUAUUUUAUCUUUAGGACAUCUUUCACAAAUACUAUGUGCUACACUCUUAAAAAUAAAGGUGCACUGUAAAAAAAAAGAUCUAGGAUUAAGUUAAAACAACUUGGUUUUGCAAGUCAAUUCAAUGUACUGUUUUAAGUUGACAUAACUCAUAAAAACAAGUUGAAAUUGUUUAACUUAAUUUGUUAAAGGUGCAUCAUGUAACUUUUAGAGGGAUCUCUUGACAGAAAUGCAAUAUAAUAUUCAUAACUAUAUUAUCAGUGGUCUAUAAAGACCUUACAUAAUGAACUGUAUUGUUUUUAUUACCUCAGAAUGAGUCGUUUUUUAUCUCCAUACACAGCGGGUCCACUUACAUGGAAGUCGCUGUCAUGUUUCUACAGUAGCCCUAAACUGACAAAAUUGCUCUACAGAGCACGUUUCAUCCCUACGUUGUCUCAGACGACGACAAGUUUGUCAUGUGGCGGCUACCAUAUGCGUUUUAAAAUUGAGGGGUGAGCUGUUGGUUGCAAUUCGUAAUCUCAUCACUAGAUGCCGCUUAAAUGUACACACACCACCUUUAAGUUAAAGUAAUAUAAAAAUAAAUGUUGAUUUGACAAAAAUACUCCUUUUUUACAGUAGUUUAGCCAUUAUUUUGGCUAAAUGGUUCAACAAAGAACCUUUCUGUUUUUGGUCGCUGUGAAAAACCUUUUAGGCACCUUUAUUUUUAAGAGUGUAUCUUAACUGAAGCAUCAUGUAAUGAAACAUGUCACUUGUCUGAGUUUUGAUGCAUUGCAAAGACUGUUGUGUUUAGACAACGUUUACUGCUUUUAGUCAUCAAGUUUAUUAAAGUGAUAAAACUGUACAGUAUGAUAAAGGCCAUCGGGACCGACAGCGAGUCUGUUUUGUGGCUCUCUGAGAACUAACGGGCUUGUUAACUGGUAAAUUUGUGCUGAAUCCUGUUGUAAAGCAAACUAUAUUUGUCCUCUUUCUUUAUAAUUCAAACGUAUCAUUUCCUGCCCAUGUAUAAUACAUCUUUGUACUGCCAGUGUAAACUUGCUGACGUUUUAAAAUGAAGUUUUUGUAUUAUUCGCUCUAACCCCA
Messenger RNA from Misgurnus anguillicaudatus (oriental weatherfish), 2901 nucleotides. RefSeq names its product tumor necrosis factor receptor superfamily member 11B. The record is from RefSeq and is a predicted model, not a curated record. Gene Ontology annotation, molecular function: protein binding. Lineage: Eukaryota; Metazoa; Chordata; Actinopteri; Cypriniformes; Cobitidae.